CUGGCACGCCGUGCGCGCAGCCUCCGGAAGGAGCCCACAGCGCCGCUACACGAGGUUCUGGGAGUGAGAGGCGCCGGGUCUGAAUUGCCGGAGCGGUGGUCGGCGCGAUGCCCAAGGCCAAGGGGAAGACCCGGAGGCAGAAGUUCGGUUACAGUGUUAACCGGAAGCGUCUGAACCGGAAUGCUCGGCGGAAGGCAGUCCCGCGGAUCGAGUGCUCCCACAUCCGACAUGCCUGGGACCACACCAAAUCCGUGCGGCAGAACCUGGCCGAGAUGGGGCUGGCUAUGGACCCCAACAAGGCGGUGCCCCUCCGCAAGAGAAAGGUCAAGGCCAUGGAGGUGGACAUAGGCGAGAGACGUCAGGAGCUCAUACGGAAGCCCUAUGUGCUAAGCGACCUCGAGGCAGAAGCCAGCCUCCCAGAAAAGAAAGGAAACACGCUGUCUCGGGACCUCAUAGACUACGUCCGCUACAUGGUGGAGAACCACGGGGAGGACUACAAGGCUAUGGCCCGGGAUGAGAAGAAUUACUAUCAAGACACCCCGAAACAGAUUCGGAACAAGAUCAACGUCUAUAAGCGUUUUUACCCGGCGGAGUGGGAAGCCUUCGUUCAUUCUUUGCAGAAGAAUGCCAUGGAGGUUGAGUGACUGGUUUGUGCCUGCCCCAGGCUGAAGCCUCCUCCUGGACUCGAGAAGCUGGAACGGGGUCUAAGGCAAGGAGGGGUGUGGCUACAGAGGCUGG
Eptesicus fuscus (big brown bat) is the source of this 738-nucleotide messenger RNA. It is a transcript of the gene NOP16, whose product is annotated as NOP16 nucleolar protein. Gene Ontology annotation, cellular component: nucleolus. The coding region runs from base 108 to 644 and encodes 178 amino acids. Gene Ontology annotation, biological process: ribosomal large subunit biogenesis. The transcript has 5 exons. Lineage: Eukaryota; Metazoa; Chordata; Mammalia; Chiroptera; Vespertilionidae. The record is from RefSeq and is a predicted model, not a curated record.